Messenger RNA from Harpegnathos saltator (Jerdon's jumping ant), 1971 nucleotides. Its product is annotated as odorant receptor 85c. Bases 480 to 1799 code for a protein of 439 amino acids. Gene Ontology annotation, molecular function: odorant binding; olfactory receptor activity. Gene Ontology annotation, biological process: detection of chemical stimulus involved in sensory perception of smell; sensory perception of smell. The transcript has 5 exons. Gene Ontology annotation, cellular component: plasma membrane. Lineage: Eukaryota; Metazoa; Arthropoda; Insecta; Hymenoptera; Formicidae. The record is from RefSeq and is a predicted model, not a curated record.
UAUCCUUUAAUGACUGAUUAACAUUGCAAAAUGUAAAACAAUAUAACAGAAAUUGAUAUAUAUCUUUUGUACAAUAUUACGGAUGUACAAAAAUAUCUUGCAUGAUGAAUUUUGAAGGCAACAAAUAUAUUGUUUUGAUCACAUUUUAUCACAUACAGUAUCACAAGUCCAUCCACGUAUAUGCAUGCAUACACUUAUACAAUAUCGCAUAAUCCCAUGAAAAUAAGAGAGCACGAUCUUUCCUGAUCACUUGCUUCGCGAAAGUAUCUCCGCAAAAACCAUAGUCUGCGUGCUCAUAAUUCAUGAGUAAAAAAAAGCGUACCAAGAAAUAAAAGGAAGCAACGAACCCUCUUACGGAAGUCACUACUGCUACAAAGUUUACCCUUCAUAUCCUGUAACGAUCGUUUGACCGCUUCUUUCCACGUAGAGAAGUAACCGCGGGGUGGUAACAGGAAAAUAGCAAUUACGGCGCAGCCGCGAUGUAUGACUUUCCAUGUUCGAACUUGAACGCAACCACGUCAGUAGUCGAUAAGCUUUUGCGCGCGUCUAAGAUGCAGGAAGGGUCUAUGAAAUCGAGCGACCCAGACAUCGUGGUUGCAACUGUCCACGAUUACAAGAAGGAUAUGCAACUGAGCAUCCAGCUGAAUCGCUGGAUAAUGAAGCCGAUCGGCGUUUGGCCACGAUCAAUUGAGAGUUCGUGGGCAGAAAAAUCCUCCUAUAUAUUGGUAAAUGUAAUCUGCAUGAGCUUAAUCGGUUUCCUUUUCAUCCCUUGCGUUAUAUAUCUCGUGUUGGAGGUUGAAGAUAAUUAUGAUAAGCUGAGACUGUCCGGACCGGUGAACUUCUGCAUUAUGGUCGUCUUCAAGUACUUCUCACUCAUCGGCCGCGAGAACGAUAUCCGCAGAGGUUUCAAGCACAUCGAGAACGAUUGGAUGAACACGCAGUAUUACAGUGAUCGAAACAUCAUGAUCAGGAACGCCAAGUUUGGCCGUCGUCUCGUCGUGAUUUGCGCUUUGUUCAUGUACGGCGGCGCCAUGUUCUAUUACGUUGCCAUGCCGUUCAGUCAUAGCAAGAUUACGGAACCUGGCAGCAACUUGACGUAUCGGCCACUCGUGUAUCCAGUCGCCAGAUUGAUCGUCGACGCGCGAUACAGCCCUGUCAGCGAGAUCUUCUUCUGGUUACAGUGCGUUUCAGGAUUCGUCGCGCAUUCCGUCAUGACCGUUGCUUGCAGCCUAGCAGCGGUUUUCGUGAUGCACGCUUGUGGCCGCAUGAAGAUUCUCAUUAAAUGGAUCGAACAUUUGGUGGACGGUCGAGAAGACUUCUGCAGUGACGUGGACGAGAGACUAGCGAUGAUCGUGCAGCAUCACGUUCGAGUCUUACGUUUCGUAUCUCUAACGGACAGGAUACUGCGCGAAAUAUCUAUUGUGGAAAUUGUAGGAUGUACGUCAAACAUGUGUUUUCUUGGCUAUUAUGUUAUCACGGAAUGGGAAACGGGUGAACUCACGAAUUACGUGACGUAUACUAUUAUUCUCAUAUCAUUGAUCUUCAAUAUUUUCAUAUUUUGCUACAUUGGCGAACUUAUUGCCGAACAGUGUAAAAAGAUCGGCGAGGUGUCGUACAUGAUCGAGUGGCAUCGGUUACCAAAAAAGAAAGGUCUCGCCCUUGUGUUGAUGAUCGUCAUGUCUAAUUCGUCCAUCAAACUUACCGCUGGAAAUGUUUUCGAGCUAUCACUUAGUACCUUCGGUAACGUAAUUAAAACAUGUGUUGCCUACGUAAACAUGUUACGCACAUUAACUUCGUAAAAUUUUCGCGAAACAUGUAAAUUAUAGGAUAAAUCGAUACAAGGAUUAAUUGCUAGUAAAUGUCAAUUAAUUAUCUGACCUCAUAUCGAUAUGAUAAGAAGAGGAACGAGAAAUACGAUGGAACUAGUAAAGAUUGAAUAAACGGAAGAAAUUUAAUGUUUAUACAAAGAAA